GAGUUCUCCUCAACCUUCAAAUCUCGGUAAAACCUCCCUGCAACUUGCACGAACUCUCACCUGGACGUAAACCGCGCGUACGCGGAAGCCUGAGACUCCAACAUUCCCAGCCUGAUAUGUGGUCAACCGCGCGUGAUAUUGCCGCCGGAGAUCUGGUUAUCGUAUGGCUUACGAGAGAGCUCCUCCAACCGCUCGUGAUCACUCCAGGAAAAGAGUUCAACAGCAAGUUCGGUGUCUACCGCCACUCUGACCUCGUCGGCGUGCCCUAUGGAUCCAAGAUAGGUUCUCGCAACGGCAAGGGCUUCAUACACGUCCUCCGCCCGACGCCGGAGCUCUGGACGCUCGCCCUGCCGCACCGUACGCAAAUCCUCUACCUCGCUGACAUUGCCUUUGUCUGCUCAUGGCUCAAUAUCAAGCCCGGCAGCCGUGUCAUCGAGGCUGGCACGGGCUCUGGUUCCUUCUCUCACUCCGUCGCUCGGACAAUAGGUCCCACAGGGCACCUGUGGUCAUAUGAGUUUCACGAGGCCCGCGCCAACAAAGCGAGAGAGGAGUUCACACGGCAUGGAAUGGAUGACAUCGUCACCCUGACACACCGCAACGUCUGCAAGGACGGCUUCACCGUCACAGACACCGUCGACGCAGUCUUCCUAGAUCUUCCCGCCCCAUGGGAAGCGGUAGAUCACGCCAAGAAAGCAUUACGAAAAGACCGGAUAGCGCGCAUAUGCUGCUUCAGCCCGUGCAUGGAACAAGUCCUGCGCACCGUCAACGCGCUGAACGAUGCAGGCUUCACUGACAUCACCAUGUAUGAAACGCUCUCGCGCCCGCAUCAGGUUGACUCCGUCCCUCCGCCACUCCCAAUCAGCGCCAUCAGCGCGAAACUCAAAAAAACCGAGCAGCGCCGGGAGGAUAAACGCCUUCGGCAGAUCGCCCAAUCACGCGCUGCCGCCGCGAACAAGCGCAAGCGCGCCGAUGAUGCUGAGCACGACUCCGAUGCCGACCCCGUCGGGGGCAAGAGACCGAAGAUGGAUGACGAGGAGCAGGCGCCGACCCCGUCGGAGAACACGCUGGUGGUGUCGGAGGAGGAGCUGCAGUUGGCUGAGUCGUCGCUCGAUGCUGCUGAGCCGCUGCCAUUGACCAAAAUGAGCCUGUCGAAGGCAUUCCCUGAAGUCCGAGGACACACGUCCUACCUCACCUUCGCGUGUCUGCUGCCAAUGCCACAGGGGGCACCGACCGGCGAGACUCCUGCGGAUACGACGGAAGAAACGAGCGCCGUUGAUGUAAAUAUGCCAGCAGAGGAUACACAUAGUAGCGAUACAGCGGUCAUCUCUUGA
This is a messenger RNA of Laetiporus sulphureus 93-53, 1331 nucleotides long. Its product is annotated as tRNA methyltransferase complex GCD14 subunit. NCBI's taxonomy places the organism in Eukaryota, Fungi, Basidiomycota, Agaricomycetes, Polyporales, Laetiporaceae. The record is from RefSeq and is a predicted model, not a curated record. Gene Ontology annotation, cellular component: nucleus; tRNA (m1A) methyltransferase complex. The transcript is spliced from 8 exons. Bases 117 to 1331 code for a protein of 404 amino acids. Gene Ontology annotation, biological process: tRNA methylation.